This is a messenger RNA of Prosopis cineraria, 1029 nucleotides long. RefSeq lists its product as uncharacterized. NCBI's taxonomy places the organism in Eukaryota, Viridiplantae, Streptophyta, Magnoliopsida, Fabales, Fabaceae. The transcript is spliced from 4 exons. Bases 1 to 1029 code for a protein of 342 amino acids. The record is from RefSeq and is a predicted model, not a curated record.
AUGGAAUGUGAAUCUAUCUCAAAUUCCAUGCCAGUUAUACUUGUAGUAUUAGGGUGUGACAAUUUAUUAGGUUAUUACAUCUUGGAGAAGGCUCUAGGGAAUGUUGACCACCCUAGCCAUGUUUGGGGUUUAGGAUUUGGAGUAAUCAAGAAGGAAUACUUUGUCAAUACCCCAAAGAAACCCAAGAAUGCUACCAGUGUUAUAGAGGUGGAUUUGUUGUGGCAAGAGCUUUACAAAACUCAGGUAGUUGUGGAGCAACAAAAUAAAUACAUUGAAAUGUUGCUUGAGGGGCAUAUGCUGAGGAUUUUUGACACUGAAUUUAGCCCCUCGAGUGUAAAAGAAAGCUAUAAAGGCUUCCCUUCUCUAAAACUACCUGAGUGUGUGGUAGCUCGAUCAAGUGCUAAAUUCGAGUACAGAGCCUUAGUAGAUAUAGCUUUAGAACUUUCAUGGAUUCAGUCCUUCACCCAAGAACUCAAACUAUAUCUUCGUCAACCUCUGAUCGCGUGGUGCGAUAAUCUCAAUGUUGCUGCUCUUGCUUCGAAUCCAAUCUACCAUGCCAAAUUGAAGCACAUCGAGAAUAUGGAUCUUCAAAAUGAAAAAACUAAAAGAUUUCAAAAUUCUGGUAACCUCACAAAAGGGAGUGAUAUUUAUAGUUUUGGAAUAAUUUUACUGGAACUAAUUACUGGAAAACCAGCAGCAAAAAGACUACCAGAUAAUACAUUGAGUCUCCUAGUUCAAUGGGUCAAUCCUAAACUUGAAAGCAAGGAUAUCCAAUCCACCAUUGACCCAAGAUUAGAAGGACAAUACAGUGUUGACUGUGCUUGGAAAUUUCUCAAGAUAGCUGUGUCAUGCACUGCGCCAUUUGCAAAUAAAAGACCUGACAUAAGUCAAGUGGUUGUUGAACUUAGGGAAUGUAUGGCAAUGGAGAUAAGCAUGGAAGGCACCAGCGGCAAUCCCAAUUCAAGCAGUUCCAUGGAUAUGAGCACAUUGCAAUUUAAUUCAGACCUCAGUACUCUGUCUCCUAGAUAA